UCUAGAUUUCAGGGGUGGCCACCCCCCAAUAAAACUGUUGGCUCAGGAACAGCCAGUUCCAGUUUUGAAUCCUUCUACCUUGUGAAACUUUUGUGUCGCAUAUGUCCCGUUGAAUCUACCUACCCAGCAGCCCCGGUGGCUCUGCCACUUGCAGUGCAAACACUAGAUUAUGCCGACAAUAACUCCUCCCCCUUGUCUCAAAUCCCCCUUUAUAAUCCCCCAAGGAAAUCUCCCCCGCAGCACAAGGUGGAGUGUGUUUGUGUGUUCAUAUUGGGAGGAGGAGGAGGAGGAGGGAGCCGGCCGAACAGAUUCCUCAUCUCAGUCAGACUGGUGGGAGUGCGUGUUUGUUCCUGUGCAUAAGUGUUUUUGAGGGAGUCAGCUGUGGAAGAGUGCAGUGGAAGUGUCCUUUUUGAGCUCAAAGAGAGACAAACAAAAGCCAAAAGUACCACAAGUAGUUGCUGUACAUCCUCUGCUUGGCUUUCUUGGUGAGGUCCUGGGUAAUGAUGGUACCCAGGAAGUGGAAGGACUCCACAGAGUCAACUGGGGAGUCACACAGGAUGAUGGGGGGCUAUAACGGUUGAUGUUGUAUCACCGCGCACAAUGCCGUCAGAAACCGAGGUGCAUGUGGCGAGGAGCUUUCUCACCAAGAUUUUGCGAAGUUCUAUGAGGAGAAACCGCUUCAGGCAAGGGAAGAAUGAUCCAGGCUCGCGGCCCCAUUCCUGGCACUCCUCCAAGCUGACAGAAGAGGAGUCAGAGCCCGCCAAGAGAGAGGCCACCCCAGCAUCAGUCUGGCAGCCAAAACAUGAAGCAAGGCCCAAAGAGUCAUCCACUCAAGGGGACAGCAAGCAUCAGCUAACCAGCCAGUUGAGCUCAGUGAACAACAUGGAGAGACUGGAACGUCCUUCUCAUCCCUACCCACCAGGUCGUCUUUCACCAACCAAAUACAUCAGCAGCACUGAGCCGCUCUGUGGACCAGGAGGCAGAAAAGACUCCGGGUUGAGCUGUUUCUCCAGUGGCUCCAGCCCUCCUGUUCAUGACUCCAGCACAUCUGGAAGGAAGGGUACCAGCACCGAAAACAUUUUCUUCAAGGGCCUUCAGAGUGAAGGGCCGCAGCAGGCCGAGCGGCCCAGGUACCUGCAGCCAACACUGGGGAACGGAGGCUGGGAGGGGUCAAGGGCCGAAGAACAGCCUGCCUCUCGGGUGUCCAUUUCAGGGAGACCCAGCGUCGGCCCAGUGUGGCAGGUACCAGAGAAAAAGAAGUCCCAGUCUCCUCCUCCCCCACCUCCUCCCUUGCGCAGUGACAGUUUUGCUGCCGCAAAGGUGUUCCCUUACUCUGAAGGGCCUAAUGGUCCAGCAAAGUGCAAAGGAAGGUCAUUUGAAAAACUGACAGAAAAUAAUGAUCUGAAUGGCCUCAGAUCUCACCAGGAGAAAACCUCAGAGGCCAGACACAGCUUCAACCCCAUGGCCACCAAAGACUUCCUCCAUCCCAACAUGGCAGCUGACCACAACCACAACCAGCUGCACCCCAACAAACUCUUCUCCCUGUCCAGCAAUGAUGUCAGACAGUCUCAUUACACCCAACUACCUGCCCACCAGAGGCAAUACAGUGAUGAAAGCCCCCUCUACCUGCAAGCCAGGUCAGCUCCUCCCACCAAGAUACAGAGUGUGGGAAGCUACUAUCGCAGCCUUCAGGAUCUGCCCACAAACACCUUCAGCCGCAAACAGGUCCGGCACUCCACAACGUCUGUGGCAAGUUCUGUCGCAAACCCAAACCUGGAUAAUGAGGGUAACAACAGAUACUAUGGCCUGGCAAGCAAGCAUUCGGUUCAGAAUACUGAGCUUCAGGCCAGGCAGGGCAAAGCAGAGGGACGGAGGGGGGAAACAGAGAAACUCCACUGGGUAAACAGCAAUGACCCAAGUUCCUUGAAGACCAACAUUAAGGCAAAGUACUUCCUACCUCAGUUCCAGAUGCCUCACAGUGAAAAUAAGGAACGCAAUAGCCAGUCCCAUCUGGGGAAUGGUCUACAUCAUGACAACCAAACCUCUGAACUUUCUGUUCGAAGCUGCAGCCCAGAGGAAACUGCAAAGAGAGGGGAAGGACACUCUAAUGACAUGAAAAGACACUUCCUAACACAUCAAAGUAAUGAUCAUAAGGUCAGUCUCGCACGGCACCAAGACCCAUGGGUGCCUCAAGAAGAUCACAGGAUAUCCCCCCUGAAAACCCCACUUCUCCACUCCCUGGCCCAGGAGAGUAGGACCCUGUCUGAGAGGCAACCAGCAACUAUGACAACGGGUGUCAUGUCGACCCAGGAGGCCAGUGACAUAAUGUCUGCCGGCAGCGGAAAAUCAAAUCGGCGUAGCGACCGUUAUGCUACCUCCCUCCGCAAUGAGAUCCAGCAGAAGAGAGCCCAGCUGCAAAAGAGCCGCAGUGCUGCAACCCUGACAUGUGAGGCAGAAGAUGAGGAAGCAGAGGAGUGGAGAUCUACAAAGACUUCUACGUCUUCUGGUGGAUCCUUCUCCAACACCUACAAGGACCACCUGAAAGAGGCGCAGGCAAGGGUCCUCCAGGCCACCUCCUUCCAAAGACGAGACCUUGAGCCUCUUGGGCCAGAGGCGCCAGUAGUUAAAACCUCCAAUGGACGCAUUAGAGGUCGUAAGCGCUUCCCCCUGGCCAAGAGGACACACUCCUUCUCAGAGCCUGACAAGAUAGAUAAAGUGGGAGUGGAGGGAGAACCUCAGACAGGGUCUUUCGGAGAGCGGAGGAAGUUCUUUGAAGCCAAACCGGCAUUUUCCAGGCCUGUGCGGAAGUCCAGUCAGGGUAAAAAUUUUAAUGCAGACCUUGGUGAGACAGACAAACCCAAAGAGAGAACUCCCACUGGAGAUGCUGAGGAGGCUCACCCAUCCGCAGACCCCAACGACCUUAGCCAUGGACAUAAGCAGGUCUUACUAGAGCAGCAGAGGCUUGGGACCUUCGCUGAGUACCAGGCCACGUGGAACAAACAGAAGAAGUCAUCAGAGGCCAAGGCGCAGGGGAGGUAUCACUCAGCGGAGAACAUCUUGGAUGCAGAUGCUGAGGAGAAGGCUGUGUGCAUCCACGAAAGAUCCCGAUCUUCUCCCUCUGCAGACUUUUAUACACAGAACAUUCCUUCCCCAUGGAGAGACCCUCACAGCCAGCAGAGCAGUUACACCACCAGAAGAAAAACUGAGAGCAGGCUGCGAUACCAGCCCGACCACAGCCCACAGCCGGCCCCGUCAGUCCCCAGAAACGAGGCCCCACUCCCAGGCCUCACCGACCACAGGACCAAACCAGACUCUGCCAAUCCCUCCCACACCACACACUCCUUGGGCCCUCGCAGCCUCAGCCCUAACCCUGGCUCCCAGCUUCCACAAACCAAGGGCCUCCUGCCGCCGCCCAGGCCCCAUUUAGGCCCAGAAACCACAUCCUCCUCCCAGGAAUUCCUCGCUGGCGCCCAGGCAAACCCGGCAGUGCUCCAGCCUCUGUCCAGCUGUAGCUCUGACACCCAGCACCAGGCACAGAACUCCUCCGCCAGCCCGGCCCCAGCCCCGGCCAGCUCCCCUCACCUCAGCAGGACGUCCGGAGCGGACACGAGCGGAGGAGGUGUAGAAAACGAGGAGGAAAAGGAUCAACUGCAGCCACCUUCUUCUUCAUCCCUGUUCUCCUCCUGGACAGGCGCUUUGUCUCUUCCCACAGAUCGGGCACGCUCUCCCUCGCCACAGUUUGCACCACUGAGACUGACAGACAAACCACCGGCAGUGUUCAUGCCGGAUGACUCACCGCUCAGGUCCGAAAAUGAUCUGAAGCUCCUGGCAGUGAUGGAUGUGAACAGUCCGGCGAGGAAGGUCCCCGUGCGGAUCGUCCACGCUGAGAGCAGCACGGAGCGCGAGGGCAGGGCCUACCUGUCUCAGAGUGGCGACACCUGCAGUGUCCUGGAACCGCUGCCCUGCAUCCCCUCCCUGAGCGCCACGGAGCGCCCAGCCUCGUCCCUGUUCAGCGCCUACACCCGCCAGGCUGAUCAGGACCAGGAGUCGGUCCCUGAGUCAAACUCGACGGGUGCUCGGUGCUCAGAGGAAGACGCCAAGCGAGAGGAGCUGGCCAGGGACAUCAUGGGUAAAGACAAGUCUCUGGUGGACAUCUUGGACCAGAGUGGCAGGAUGACCACGAUGGACCUAAUGGAGGGACUCUUCCCCACGGAGGAGCAGAUCCUGGAGGGGGCCCUCCAGCGCAGGAGGGCCUCCUCCGGCUCCAGGCUGCCCACCUUAUCCCCCAGGAGCAUGGACAGGAGGGAGGAGGAGGACGUGUCCAUAUCAGCAGCAGCCUCCCUGGUCCCCAGCUCCUCCUACUAUAACACAUCGGCUCCCAAGGCAGAGCUCCUCAUCAAGAUGAAGGACAUGCAGGAGCAGCUGCAGGAGCAGGACUCCGAGGACGAGCUGGACGUCGACCUCGCCAGUAAAAAGCAAGAGCUGAUCUCCAGCCUGGCGGGGAAGCUGGAGGUGCUGCGGGAGGCCCGGCACAGCCUGCAGGAGGACGUGGAGGACAACGAGGCCCUGGGCCACGAGGUGGAGGCCACCGUGCAGCGCCUCUGUCAACCCAACCAACUCGACAAGUUCCGCAUGUUUGUGGGCGACCUGGACAAGGUGGUGAGCUUGCUGCUGUCGCUGUCGGGGCGGCUCGCCCGGGUGGAGAACGCCCUCAACAGCCUGGAGGAAGAGACCCCGCCAGAGGAGAAGAGAACACUGACGGAGAAGCGCAAGCUGCUGAUGCGGCAGCACGAGGAUGCCAAGGAGCUGAAGGAGAACCUGGACCGUCGGGAGCGGCUGGUUACUGGCAUCAUGGAGGCCCACCUGGACGCAGAGAGCCUGGAUGACUACCGGCACUUUGUGAAGAUGAAGUCGGCCCUCAUCAUCGAGCAGCGGAAACUAGAGGACAAGAUCAAGCUGGGCGAGGAGCAGCUAAAGUGCCUGAUGGACAGUCUGCCGCUGGAGCAGAGACCGCUGUUCUGACGCUGUGCACCGCAAGAAGAAUCUGGUUUUGCAGGAGAAAUACUGGAUCAGGAAUUUGGGGGACAAUUUCUACGUUGGAGGGUGCUACGUCUCAGUUCAUGGUCGAGACCAUUUCAAGCCUCUGUUUCAUGCCAGUUGUAUUGUUAUUGUUUCUCAAAAUGAACAUUUCCCAUCUGGUCCUUCUCACCAAAGAACUAAGGAGCCUUAGGAACUAAAUUAGGAACUGAGAUUAGUCAAUUAGACGGAUAAUUUAACCAUUUUUUUUCUUUCCGACUUGUUCCAUUGGUGUCGCCAAAUAUUCUAGUUGGUCUUAACUGAGUCCAGAAAUCUAUAUUUCCCUAACACCAUUGAUGAAGCACGCUUGUUCAGAAAACGAACAUGCAUCCCAGUUUUUUUGGUUUUUCCAUCUGUUAGUAUCCCAAACUCAACUUAUUGGGACUUUUAAUUUUGUUUCUUGAAAAACUGGUCACGAUUAACACGCGUGACUUUAGGUUGAACGUUACGUCUGCAGAAACGUCUGAAAAGUGUCGAUACUGAAACGCUGAUUUUAGAUAUUUAAUUGAGCCUUGUAUGAAUUUGCACUUCAGCGUCCCCUUGAGGCGAAGAUGGGAAAGUGAAGCGAAACACACAAACAUUUGGUUGUCUCUUCAUCUUACAGUGUUUCCAGUGUCCCGUUGUUAUUUGUGUUUCUGAAUUGUUGUAUUUAAGCUGCAUCAUGAGCUCGCUCUCCCUUUGUGAUUAAUCCUCAUUAAGAGUUUCUAAGUAAUAUUUCCUAGUAAUUUAUUGUAGCCUUUUUGAGAACUUCUCUGGAGAACGGGGGAAAUGUUUCCUCAGUAAUUUAUUUUGACUCAUGACGUACUUUUUGUUUUCUAAUUAAAUUAAAUUAAGAGUUUGAUUCCAAAAUGCUAUAAAUCUGUUUUAGGGUUACAAUCCAGUUCUUUAAAAAGUGUUAAGUUAUCUUUCUUGCUUUUACAACACACCAUCGUUUCCUCUGUGUCCUGUAUUAUUCCAUAAGGGUAGAUGUCACUUUUACAUCUCAUUUUGGAGUGAAACUCUUUAUUAAUGCUAGAAUAAGAGGUGAAUCUGAUCAUUUCAUUCUCAUAAAGACAAUGCUGACUUGUUCCAGCAAUACAGAUGUUGUUCCUACUUGUUUUCUAUACGAUAAGACACUAUUAAUAUUCCUUGGAUUGUUUUGUGUCCUGUAACCUUACAGGUUUUCAUUCACACUCCUGACUCAUGUACCUUUUCUACGUUCUCACAGUAAAAUGACUGAGGCACAGCUCGGGUUUCUGAACAGGUUAAUCUAAAAGUUAGCACUUUAAUCUUUGGUUUGGCGCAUUCAGGGGACUCUCUACAUAAUAUAUUUAUUUGAAGACGUGCCUACUGUAACCUCCCACCACUGUGAACCUCAUGGACUGACGUGGGCGUACCCCUGGGUACUGUGUUCAGCCCAUGCACACUUUAUGUAUGCAGUGCACUCUUUCACCAACUUUCAAAGCAAUAAAAUGAUCAAAAUUA
Molecule: messenger RNA, 6540 nt
Organism: Dicentrarchus labrax (European seabass)
Lineage: Eukaryota; Metazoa; Chordata; Actinopteri; Moronidae
Product: protein Shroom2-like
Exons: 12
Coding region: 601-5022 (1473 amino acids)
Biological process (GO): actin filament organization
Cellular component (GO): cortical actin cytoskeleton; adherens junction; apical plasma membrane
Molecular function (GO): actin filament binding
Source: RefSeq, a predicted model, not a curated record